GUUCUGAAUACUGAUACGGUGCUGAAACGAGAGCGACUAUAUUUAAAGCGCACAGCGUCAUGUGAUGAAAGAAGCAACAAUUUCGCCACAAAACAAGCAGCAUGGUUUCACCUGUAGUGGCGUCAGCAGAUGUCUUAGAUGUGCUCUGCGCAACAUUCUACAAGAAAAAGUCUCACGAUGGGAUGAUAAAUUCAGCGGAAAGGCUUCUAGAAGAGGUUGCUCCCAGCAACAUAUCAGAUAUUGGUGAAAGCGACGAAGACAAGGGAAACGAUGAGUUCAAGGCAACAACCUGAUGAAUGUUUGGUGAGGCGGGGGAUCCAUGACCGAAGAAGUAGUCAUCAUGAUGCUGAUUUAACCGAUUCUUGUGAUGAUGCUGAAGACCAGACAGACAAAGCUGAGCAUGUAUCUCCAGAUGCUGACAUUGAGGAUCCAUUGGUGCAGGAGUCGUAUGAAUAUAAGCCAAGUAAUACGCAGACAUCAUAUCCUGACCUCUCACUCUAUAAAAGGAGACUGUCUAUCCCCAGAAGUGCUUCACCGGCUAGGCGCAAGAAAGAGCCACCACCACAUAGCCAGCAGGCAUCCUAUUAUAUAUAUGUAGUUGUACUUGUCUGUGCACUUGUACUACUUGUGCAGUACCUGUUCAGCGAACAGCCAAUGCCUUUGUCAUUGGCUGAUAGGCGCCUUGGGACAUUGCGAGAACAUCUUCGUAAACUUAAGGACACUUUUGUAGCACAGCCUGAAUAUAAUUGGCAGAUCAUACGUAGCUCUGUUAUGGACAUGAUCAAUGACACUGAUGUUUAUUCAGGACCAGCUGUGAUCACGUUUCUGGCAUCUGUUAAAAAUGAGCGUUUUGCAACAUGUCUUUCACAGCAGGUAGCAACUGCCUUGUCAUACACUUUCGGUGAUGGUGGAGACUAUGGAACUAUUGCCGCUGAUGAGUUGUCAGUGUCUGAAGAUGUUGCACGGCACGUUAUUGAGAAUCGGUGCAAAGAAGUAGUAGAAAGGCGGCAACGACAUGUAAUAGUUGCAUCACACCUAGAGCAAUGGAACCCUGAUGCAGCAAUGAUGUUGCACCCCUUGUGUGACCAGGAAAAUGCUUUGUACAAGAACGUAACAUACAUUCUAACUGUGUUCACAAAGCAUGAAGAUGUGUCUGGCCAGAGGGAAAGAAAAGAGUAUGAUCAUCUUGCUGAGAAUGCACUUAACAAUGCCUGGGAAUCUAUGGACACUAACCAAAGGCAUGCCAUCAUUAGUAGGGUGACUGGCAAUGUUGUGUUGGUGCGAGAAGACUCUUCGUCGUGUGUGUCAGCUAGCUAGGAAACAUUUACUUCAGUAAGAACCGUUUCCAAUCUGAUGGCUGUGAUGGCUUUUAUGCCUUGAAAGUACAAGUGGCAUGCCGAGAAACAACGGAGUGGGCCUCUUACACUGGCAGGGAAAGUGUGCAUAGUGAAAUUUUGUAAUAUAUUGUGCACAUUUGAAGUAAGAAACACCGAAAAGAAUGUUCACAUGUCAUUUUGCAAAUCUUUCCCUUUGUACCUGUUUAAAUGCUCUUUGGUGACAUGUAGCGAUCUCCCCAUUUACAUGGGUUAUCAACUGAAGGCUUGCAGUGUCUUGUGGUGGCCCUUUUGCAGCAAAUUAUGUGAAAUUGGGCGUUGUUUCUUAUUGAGGCAAAACUUUGCAUUGUCAUGUGUUCAAUUUCUUGCAGGAUGGUAGUUGUUAUAUGUGCCCAACUGUGUCCAUUAUUUCACAAGGCACAAAUUUGGUAGGCACAGUUACUGGCAAUAUUUACCAUUUGUAGUCACAAGUGGAGGCAUAGUAACAGAUGAAUGUUGACCAUAACCAGUGGGUUAAAGUUGGUGAUGCUGUUUUAUCCCAACAGGUGUAUAGCAGUGCAGUUUGAGUUUAGAAGUUUAAGUUGUUGUGCACAAAUCUCAAGGAGUUGGUGUAGUCAUGGCGCAUAUUGUGUUUUAGUGUGCAGCUGUUGCUGUUGACUUGGCCAGGGAUGUGCUGGCGUGAUUGUGCCAUUUAUUUGUACAACGUACUGUGUAUAAGAAAUUAUUAUUGUUCAGUAAAUAAUGCAAACUGUUAUUUUGAG
This is a messenger RNA of Dermacentor silvarum, 2095 nucleotides long. RefSeq names its product torsin-1A-interacting protein 2-like. Lineage: Eukaryota; Metazoa; Arthropoda; Arachnida; Ixodida; Ixodidae. Bases 271 to 1317 code for a protein of 348 amino acids. The record is from RefSeq and is a predicted model, not a curated record. Gene Ontology annotation, molecular function: ATPase activator activity. The transcript has 5 exons. Gene Ontology annotation, biological process: membrane organization. Gene Ontology annotation, cellular component: membrane.